Molecule: messenger RNA, 1679 nt
Organism: Sphaerodactylus townsendi
Lineage: Eukaryota; Metazoa; Chordata; Lepidosauria; Squamata; Sphaerodactylidae
Gene: BCL2L10
Product: BCL2 like 10
Exons: 2
Coding region: 118-657 (179 amino acids)
Biological process (GO): intrinsic apoptotic signaling pathway in response to DNA damage; regulation of apoptotic process; extrinsic apoptotic signaling pathway in absence of ligand
Cellular component (GO): mitochondrial outer membrane
Molecular function (GO): protein heterodimerization activity; protein homodimerization activity
Source: RefSeq, a predicted model, not a curated record
GCGGAAGCCGGCCGGGCCACGUGGGGCGAGCGCGGGGGCGGAGGCGGCUUCUUAGGCAGCGCCCGGCGCCGGUGCAGGGCCCGGUCGGACUCCUCCUCUGCCGCCGCCGCCGCCGCCAUGCCGAGCGAGCUGGCCGCCGAGACGGCGCAGCUGGUGGACGACUACCUGCAGCACCACCUGGGCGGCUCGGCGCUGCCGGCCACCCGCACGGCCCAGACGCUGCGCCGCGUGGCCGACGAGCUGGGGAGCCGCGAGCAGCCCUUCUUCCGCUCGGCCUGCAGCCCCGCCGCCCUGCCCGAGCCCGGCGGGGCGGCGGCGCACUUGAGCCGGGUGGCGGCGCAGAUGGAGGCCGACGGCGGGCUCAACUGGGGCCGGGUGGUGGCGCUGGUCGUGUUCACCGGCACCCUGGCGGCGGCGCUGGCCGAGCGCGGGGCCCCCCGGGACGAGGUCGCCGCCCUGGCCCAGGCGCUGGUCGCCUACCUGGCCGGCGAGAAGCGCGAGUGGCUGGAGGCGCACGGAGGAUGGGAUGGGUUCUAUCACUUCUUCAACAAACACGGCUCGGAUGCAACUGACCAGAACAGCACCAUAAGCAACGCGAUCAUGGCGGCCGCGGGAUUUGGCCUGGCGGGAUUGGCUUUCCUCUUGGCUGUGCGGUAAAAAAACUACAUCAGUGGACUUGACUUUGGGGAGGGGAAAAACUCUUCGAAACUGCCAACGUGUACCAGUGAAGAGUCCAUUCUAUAUUUCUAUGAUGGUGAAAGACAGAAGCUUAUAUUUUUUAAUCGGCGUCUGGAGCGGAACGUUGGAAACAAAGCACACACUGGCAGUGGCAAUACACGAAUGGAAGCAAAGACCGGUUAAAUCUUAGUUUGGAUGGUGUUUUUUUUCUCUCCAUCUUGAUGUGAGAGUUGUAGGUGUCAUGUUAGCCCCAUUCUAGAGAAUCGCUGAGUACUGGAUGUUAUGCUAAAUGUGUUAGAUGGGCUUGCAAUGGAACCCAAGUGAAGAUGUGUGUUUGGAUUUUCGUUGGGGGUGUGUGUGUGUGUAUAGGGGCGGGGGGGAAGAAGUUGCCUUGUGAAAUGUGAGCCAGUAUUAGCAAGAAUGAAGAGCUUAAUCACACCUUUGCUGCAAUGCACACAGUAAUGAUUGAACUCCUCGAUGUAUAACUGCAAGAUUCAUAUUGCACAGCUUACGUGGUCUCAUUGUCAUGACCUUAAUACAACUUACACUACAUGUAGGUGACGAAUGUUGAUACCAAAACUUCAGAAGGCUGACGAACCAGUUCUUAUAACUGAAGCGAGUUUAACUAUUGGAGGAAAAAAACCCUUUUUUUGAAAUUGGUCUAUUUUGGAAGUCCAUCGAAGGCUGGGAUUUCUGUGGAUUUCCUGUCGAACCCAGAAACUCCGUAUAACUUAAUAUAUUUUUGAAGUAUUUAUCAUUGUAUAAUAACUGGUAGUUGGUAACAUCUAUUUUUGUUAAGUUCCAUUUUUUUUAAAGAAAUGAGAAGCUGUCUCACACAGUUGCUUUCUGGGCUGUACCUAUUUCUCUUCUGCCUUGUUUAACAAUUUGGUAUUGUGUCCUGUGUAUUGUACAAAUAGUCUCCAGAUGCGUUCAGUGUCAUUUUCUUUAGCUUGUACAGUUUUAAUAUGUGAAUAAAUACAACUGAAUAUUUUUAUUUUAAA